AACACCGGUGUUUAACUCUCUUUUGAAAGCAGGAGUCGUUGUCCCAUGUGACAACUCUCCAGUGAGGACUCCACUCUUCCCAGUUAAGAAAAUCAGAGACAAAGGACAGCCAACAGAAUGGAGGUUUGUCCAGGAUCUGCAAGCAGUAAAUGCGGCGGUCCAACCACGCGCGCCUACGCGUGCCCGUCCACAAAGACAGUCAAUUCUGGUUUGCUUUUGAAUUCAACGGAAAAUCAUACACCUUUACCAGACUGUGCCAGGGGUAUUCAGAAAGCCCUACCAUCUACAAUAUGGCACUGAAAGACAGCCUGGAUGAUCUUGUCUUGUCCCCAGGCACCGCCCUGCUGCAGUACGUUGACGACUUGAUGAUCUGCACUGAGGAUCAGGAAACUUGCGCAGCAGACACGAUCAAGCUGCUGAAACACCUGCAUGCUGCUGGACACAAAGCAAGUCUGUCUAAAUUACAGUUUGUGCAGACGGAAGUUACCUUCUUAGGUCACAUCAUCACCGCUGAAGGUAAAUCCAUUUCACCUAAAAGAGCUGAAGCUAUUCAGAACCUGCCUAAACCGUGCACAUACAAACAGCUUAUGUCCUUUUUAGGCAUGUGCUCUUAUUGCAGGAAUUUCAUUCCUAACUGCGCCGUCUUGGAGGCUCCGCUUAGAGCUCUGAUGCAGACGUCUUCUGCAUCCACCACCCGCCUCACGUGGACAUCUGAGGCUGAACAGGCGUUCACCGACCUCAAACUAGCUCUUCAGUCGGCUCCUACUUUGGGUCUGCCUGACCCUACGCGACCUUUCACCCAAACAGUGGAUGAGAAAUCAGGUUGUAUGACCUCUGUCCUUCUACAGGAUCACGGAGGGCGUCCACGCCCUGUAGCCUAUUUCUCUGCUAAGCUUGACCCAGUCGCUGCGGGGCUCCCACGAUGCCUCCGAGCAGUGGCUGCGGCAGAGAAAGCCGUGCUGGCAUCACGUGACAUUGUUGGCUAUUCUGAUGUCACCCUGCUGGUUCCUCAUGCCGUGUCUUUGAUCCUUUUGGAACAAAAAACAUCGCAUCUUUCUACAGCCCGAUGGCUUAGAUACAACACCAUCCUACUGGAAAUGCCAAACAUCACUGUCAAAAGGUGCAAUGUGCUUAACCCAGCCACUUUGUUUCCAGGCCCUGACGAUGGCGAGCCUCACAACUGUGUUUCGGUCUUGAACCAGGUCUGCACUCCGCGCCCAGAUCUGUCGGAGGUGCCAAUUCCUAACUGUGACCUCGUUCUCUUUGUUGAUGGCUCCGCCUCUAGAGACCCUGCUUCGGGCCACUGUCAGGUUGGAUAUGCAGUCUGCACCUCUCAUACUGUUUUACAGUCUGGCCCUUUGCCAGGACAUUACUCUGCUCAGGCUGCGGAGUUGAUUGCACUGACCGAAGCCUGUAAAUUGGCUGAAGGGAAGUCUGUUACUAUCUAUACAGACUCCAGAUACGCUUUUGGCGUCACACAUGACUUUGGUGCUCUGUGGAAACACAGAAAGUUUUUGAAAUCUGAUGGCAAACCUAUCUUGCAUCAUGAUAAGGUUGCUGAUCUGCUCGACGCAAUUCUGUUACCAGCUGCAAUUGCUGUAUGUAAGUGCCCCGCACACACUGGGGGCACUGAUCCCAUCUCUGCUGGAAACGCACGCGCUGAUGCUGCUGCGAAGGCAGCUGCCCGACUUCCCCUUCCCUUUGCUCCCUGCCUCUUAUCCUCCACCUCUACCCGACCUCCCUCUCCUCCCUCUGCUCUCCCGGAUCUUCAGACGUUCUCUACCCCACAGGAACGCAAGCUCUGGCUGACGAAUGGCGCCACCAGUAGCCAUGGCGUUUGGUAUGGGCCCGACGGCAAACCUUGCCUACCUAAACACUUUUUCCCUCAUUUCGCGAAGUUGACACAUGGACUAGACCAUGUAUCAAAGGGGGGAAUGUUAGAUGCUCUCACAAAACAUUGGUACACUAAGGGAUUUUCAAUCUAUGCGCAAAAAUACUGUGAAGCAUGUAUGACAUGCGCCCAACACAACCCAGGUAAGACGACUGCCAAACCACUGGCAGCUCAUCCACCACCGGAACAGGCGUUUGACCAUUUAAUGCUGGACUUCAUCGAACUAACGCCAGCAGAAGGUAAAAAGUAUUGUUUAGUGAUUGUUGAUAUGUGGUCAAAAUGGGUGGAGGCCUUCCCAGCUAAACAUGCUAACAGCCAUGCAGUUACCAAAGCCUUGCUGACAGAAAUAAUUCCCAGAUGGGGGAUUCCAUCUAAAAUCAGCAGUGACAACGGCUCACACUUUGCAAACCAAGCCCUCGAGGAAGUGGGAAAGUUUCUGAACAUCGACAUCAGAAAACACUGCUCUUACCACCCUCAAAGCGGAGGGGCGGUAGAGAGAGAGAAUGGCACUUUGAAAAACAAACUGGCUAAAUGCUGCUCAGAGACUGGUCUCAAGUGGACUCAGGCUCUUCCCAUUGUGCUCUCAUACAUGAGAAUGAGGAGAAGGAUGAGAACAAACCUCAGCCCGUAUGAGAUCCUAUUCGGUAGACCUCCUAUGAUGGGACUCCACCCUGAGACCGAGACUAGGAUUUUACCACCUACUGAAAUGUGCGAAGACGCAAUGCUACAGUACUGUAAGAACUUAUCCUCUGUUCUGUCCCAAAUCUCUAAACAGGUGAAAGCGGCUCUGCCCAAACAGGCGACAGAACCACUGCACAUAUUUCAACCAGGAGACUGGGUGAUCAUUAAGGAGCUUCGCAGGAAGCACUGGCACUCAAAGCGGUGGCAAGGUCCCUUCCAAGUCCUUCUGACGACCAACACGGCUGUGAAGAUCGCAGAAAGAGCGACUUGGAUCCACUCCAGCCACUGCAGGAAGGUCCCGGAUCCGACAGACGACCCUCCAUCUCCAUCUACACCACACGAGAAAACCACCACUGUCGAAAAGAAUUGA
Betta splendens (Siamese fighting fish) is the source of this 2942-nucleotide messenger RNA. RefSeq lists its product as uncharacterized. Gene Ontology annotation, molecular function: RNA-DNA hybrid ribonuclease activity; nucleic acid binding. The transcript has 2 exons. The record is from RefSeq and is a predicted model, not a curated record. The coding region runs from base 150 to 2942 and encodes 930 amino acids. Gene Ontology annotation, biological process: DNA integration. NCBI's taxonomy places the organism in Eukaryota, Metazoa, Chordata, Actinopteri, Anabantiformes, Osphronemidae.